This is a messenger RNA of Punica granatum (pomegranate), 2646 nucleotides long. The record is from RefSeq and is a predicted model, not a curated record. NCBI's taxonomy places the organism in Eukaryota, Viridiplantae, Streptophyta, Magnoliopsida, Myrtales, Lythraceae.
GUCGACGGAGUAUGGGAUGACCCGUCAAACACUUCUUCUUCGCCUGCAGUAACCCUUCUCUCUCUCUCUCUCUCUCUCUCUCUCUCUCUUGUCUCUCUGUGGAAAUUUAGGAAAUUGGAAAAGAAUCUCCGCCCACAGUCGACGGUCCGAACAAACAAAGUUCAACUUUCCUCUUGAUUUGUUGCUUACUCCGUCUUCGUCCCUUUACUCUCUCUCUCUCUCUCUCUUUCGCGGACCCAGUCGAUACGUUUCGGCCUUCGGAUCGGAUGGUUUGAUGAUCUGAAACGUGGUGGAGCUCACUGGGCCGAAAGGGUGUCGGAGGAGAUCUAAUCCGCAAUGGCUCGGGGCAGAUCGUCGUCGUCCUCCUCGUCCAGCAGAUGGAGGUAUUGCAACCCGGCCUACUACUUGAAGAGACCCAAGAGAUUGGCUCUGCUCUUCAUCGCCUUCGUUUGCGCCACCCUCGUAGUCUGGGAUCGCCAGACCCUCGUCCGGGAGCACGAGGUUGAACUUUCAAAAUUGCAGGAAGAGGUACUGGAGUUGCGAAACGUGCUUGAAGAUUCCAAAGAUGUGCGGAGGAUUCAGCGAAGGACCAAGAGAGAGGCCCUGCCUAUGGAGGAUCCCAUUGACCAGGAACGGAGGGAAAAAGUUAGAGAGGCCAUGAUACAUGCGUGGAGUUCAUAUGAGAAUUAUGCAUGGGGUCAAGAUGAACUCCAGCCUCAGACAAAGAGUGGCGUUAACAGCUUUGGCGGCCUUGGUGCAACUCUUAUAGAUUCGCUUGACACAUUGUACAUUAUGGGACUUGAAGAGGAAUUUCAGAGAGCUAAAGAGUGGGUUGCAAAUUCAUUGGAUUUUAACAAGGACUAUGAUGCUAGUGUUUUCGAGACAACCAUAAGGGUUGUGGGUGGACUUCUUAGUGCAUAUGAUCUCUCCCAGGAUAAGGUCUUUCUUGAAAAGGCUCAAGACAUUGCUGACAGGCUUCUACCUGCAUGGGAUACCCCUACAGGGAUUCCAUAUAACAUCAUUAACUUGGCAGGAGGAAAUCCACGUAACCCUGGGUGGACUGGGGGGAACAGUAUUCUAGCAGAUUCUGGCACAGAGCAACUUGAGUUUAUUGCUCUUUCUCAAAGGACAGGAAAUCCAAAGUAUCAGCAGAAGGCAGAAAAUGCUAUCCUGGCAUUAAACAAAUCCUUUCCUGACAAUGGUUUGCUCCCCAUCUACAUCAACCCUGACACUGGUUCAACAUCAUACUCAGCUAUAACAUUUGGUGCAAUGGGAGACAGCUUCUAUGAGUACCUGCUCAAAGUUUGGAUACAAGGAAAUAAAACUGCAACUGUGAGGCAUUAUAGGGAAAUGUGGGAAAAAUCAAUGAAAGGGCUGCUGAGCCUGGUAAAGAGAACGACGCCAUCAUCUUUUACAUACCUUUGUGAGAAGAGUGGCUAUUCUCUGACUGACAAGAUGGAUGAAUUGGCAUGCUUCGCCCCGGGAAUGAUAGCUCUAGGAUCAUUUGGAUAUGGUCCAGAGGAAUCUAAAAAGUUCCUAUCACUUGCAGAAGAGCUGGCUUGGACAUGCUAUAAUUUCUACCAAUCCACGCCCACGAAAUUAGCCGGGGAAAAUUACUUCUUUCAUGAAGGACAGGACAUGACUGUGGGUACAUCCUGGAACAUACUGAGACCAGAGACGGUGGAAUCGCUUUUCUAUCUCUCUCGUUUGACUGGCAAUAAGACAUACAAAGAAUGGGGCUGGAAUAUAUUUCAAGCGUUUGAGGAGAAUUCUCGUGUGGAGGGAGGAUAUGUUGGACUCAAGGAUUUCGAUAUUCUUGUAAGUCUCGAUAUGUCUACACUUCUAUUUUAUCUAUUGGACAGAAAAAUUGGAUUAUUGAAGAAUGCCACAAGCUCUCUGAAAUAUGUAUCUAUUGGUUUUUAUCAGGUGAAUACUGGUGUAAAAGACAACAUGAUGCAGAGUUUCUUCCUCGCAGAAACCUUAAAAUACCUGUACCUACUCUUCUCCCCACCAUCUGUCAUCCCAUUAGACGAGUGGGUCUUCAACACAGAGGCGCACCCUCUGAGAAUCGUGACCCGAAAGGAAGGAGAAGAUCUCGGGAACAGAGACGCCCAGAAGAAGCCAGUCAUCCUUUUCCGGAACAGGAGGGCAGGCAGAUUACCGAAUCGGGAUAAUUAGGAGUCUUUUGCUCUCAUUUAUUCCUGGUCGGGAGCUAUGGUUCUGGGCCCACGCUCCAUCCUCGGAGGGAUGUUGUAUUAUUCAAGUCGAAAAGUAACCUCAUUUGGAGGCGAGGAUAGGUUAUGUAUAGGAUAUUUCCACAGAGGUCAUUAAUUCAAAUGCAUAGUGCCCUCCCUGAUGAGUGAAAUAGUAAACUACAAUUGUAAUUUUGUGGGAAUAAUCUGCAAUUACCCUUUAGGAUCUGGGGAAGAGGUUCAGUAACUUCCCUUUGAUUUAGAGUUCAGAUCGAGAGAUUUCAGAAAAAAGAACCCUUCCCAUUUUUGUCCUUAAACAAUUAAUGGGUUGCUGUCUUUGUCUGGAUCUGCUUCGGUUUUCGUUUUACGAUGUCCUGUUGAGUCAUAUCGUAUCACCAGCCCCUCGAAACUCUUGUAAUCUGCUUGGCACGUUCUGAAAGAGGGUUGGAGAUAU